Messenger RNA from Adineta ricciae, 390 nucleotides. Lineage: Eukaryota; Metazoa; Rotifera; Eurotatoria; Adinetida; Adinetidae. The record is from the annotation of a GenBank genome assembly.
AUGUUAUCAGAAGUUAACAACAUUGAAGGAGAUUGGAAUAUUAUCGAUUAUUCACAACAUCCUGAAUGUAUUGGAUGUCAAUUGGAGAUAACACGUGAUGAGAUAAAUCCUGACAUUUUUCACGUUCAAGUGCGUAUUAUCAAUACUAUCAAGUGCGAUUUUCGAUACAUAGCUGACAUUGACCUGUGGGAGCAUUCAACUGUUGUAUCAACAAAGAUGGCUGGUCCGUUGGAAAAAUUAAAUCAAGAACGCGUGAUUAGCAGUUUUAUUGACAGUAUCGAGAACCUAGAAGUUCAAGGUGGAGUGCAAUUAAUUGCUCGAACGGUUGAUGGGGAUCUCAUUUUAUUAGAACAUCCUCGAGAAGAGAAUCAAAUCAUUAGCAGCCAAUAA